Messenger RNA from Physeter macrocephalus (sperm whale), 4484 nucleotides. It is a transcript of the gene SEC31A, whose product is annotated as SEC31 homolog A, COPII coat complex component. The record is from RefSeq and is a predicted model, not a curated record. NCBI's taxonomy places the organism in Eukaryota, Metazoa, Chordata, Mammalia, Artiodactyla, Physeteridae. Gene Ontology annotation, cellular component: endoplasmic reticulum exit site; COPII vesicle coat. The coding region runs from base 454 to 4074 and encodes 1206 amino acids. Gene Ontology annotation, biological process: COPII-coated vesicle cargo loading; endoplasmic reticulum organization; endoplasmic reticulum to Golgi vesicle-mediated transport. The transcript has 31 exons. Gene Ontology annotation, molecular function: structural molecule activity; protein binding.
CUUUUUGUGAGUCCCAGCGAGAGAAUGCGAAGGGGAGAGGCAGGACCAAAGUUGAGGCGAAUCCAGUGGCAUGCCGAUGGGUCUCCAGGUAUGUGACCUCAGAAGAGCUUGAAUGAGAAUAUAAUACCAAGAUAAGUCGACUUUCAAUUCAACUGACUCUUUCCUGCAAGAUCUUUUGCCGCAAUGGGGGAAUUAAAAAGCGAAUAAGCUGGCAAGAAUGAGUCCAACAUUUCCAAGCAAGAUUGUUCUUUUUCCCUUGUUUACUUUAUCCAGACUCUAGCCAAAAAGAUUCAUCUCAAGGAAUUAUAUUCUUGGAGAUGUUGGAAAAAGAUUCCUGGGUCUUGGAAGAUAAUUACUAGAAAUAUGCAGGGGAGGAAUAAAAUUGAAGGGUGUUUUUCUUAGAGAACACCAUUUGUCAGAGUUAUCAGGAAUUUGAAGAUUUAUAUAAGCAGGAUGAAGUUAAAGGAAAUAGAUCGUACAGCCAUGCAGGCCUGGAGCCCUGCCCAGAAUCAUCCCAUUUACCUAGCUACAGGAACAUCUGCUCAACAAUUGGAUGCAACAUUUAGUACCAGUGCUUCUCUUGAGAUAUUUGAAUUAGACCUUUCUGAUCCAUCCUUGGAUAUGAAAUCUUGUGCCACUUUCUCUUCUUCUCACAGGUACCACAAGUUGAUUUGGGGGCCUCAUAAGAUGGAUUCCAAAGAUGUCUCUGGAGUUCUGAUUGCAGGUGGUGAAAAUGGAAAUAUUAUUCUUUAUGAUCCUUCUAAAAUUAUAGCUGGUGAUAAGGAAGUUGUGAUUGCCCAGAAUGACAAACAUACUGGCCCAGUGAGAGCCUUGGAUGUGAACAUUUUCCAGACUAAUCUGGUGGCCUCUGGUGCUAAUGAAUCUGAAAUCUACAUUUGGGAUUUAAACAAUUUUGCAACUCCAAUGACACCAGGAGCCAAAACGCAGCCCCCAGAAGAUAUCAGCUGCAUUGCAUGGAACAGACAAGUUCAGCAUAUUUUGGCAUCAGCCAAUCCCAGUGGCCGGGCCACUGUGUGGGAUCUUAGAAAAAAUGAACCCAUCAUCAAAGUCAGUGAUCAUAGUAACAGGAUGCAUUGCUCUGGGUUGGCAUGGCAUCCUGAUGUUGCUACUCAGAUGGUCCUUGCCUCUGAGGAUGACAGGUUACCAGUGAUCCAGAUGUGGGAUCUUCGCUUUGCCUCCUCUCCACUCCGUGUCCUGGAAAACCAUGCCAGGGGGAUUUUGGCAAUUGCUUGGAGCAUGGCGGAUCCUGAAUUGUUGCUGAGCUGUGGAAAAGAUGCUAAGAUUCUCUGUUCCAAUCCAAACACAGGAGAGGUGUUAUAUGAACUUCCCACCAACACACAGUGGUGCUUUGAUAUUCAGUGGUGUCCCAGAAAUCCUGCUGUCUUAUCAGCUGCUUCCUUCGAUGGGCGUAUCAGUGUUUAUUCUAUCAUGGGAGGGAGUGCAGAUGGUUUAAGGCAGAAACAAGUUGACAAGCUUUCAUCAUCUUUUGGGAAUCUUGAUCCAUUUGGCACAGGACAGCCCCUUCCCCCGUUACAAAUUCCUCAGCAGACUGCUCAGCAUCGUAUAGUGUUGCCUCUGAAGAAGCCACCCAAGUGGGUCCGAAGACCUGUUGGGGCUUCCUUUUCAUUUGGAGGCAAACUGGUUACCUUUGCGAGUGUCAGAACACAGCCUCAGCAGGGAGCUGAGCAGCAGCUGCAGCAACACCACGUGUGCAUCAGUCAGGUCGUAACAGAAGAGGAGUUCCUUAGCCGGUCAGACCAACUUCAGCAGGUCGUGCAGUCACAGGGAUUUGUCAGUUAUUGUCAGAAGAAGAUUGGUGCUUCUCAGACUGAGUUUGAAAAAAAUGUGUGGUCCUUUUUGAAGGUAAACUUUGAAGAUGAUUCUCGUGGAAAAUACCUUGAACUUCUAGGAUAUAGAAAAGAAGACCUAGGGAAGAAGAUUGCUUCGGCCUUGAACAAAGUGGAUGGACCUGAUGUGGCUCUUAAAGACUCUGACCAAGUAGCACAGAGUGAUGGGGAGGAGAGCCCUGCUGCUGAAGAGCAGCUCUUGGGAGAGUGCAUUAAAGAGGAAAAACAAGAAGCUGAAUUUCUACCAUCAGCUGGAGGAACAUUUAACAUCUCCAUCAGUGGGGAUAUUGAUGGUUUAAUUACUCAGGCUUUGCUGACGGGUAACUUUGAGAGUGCUGUUGACCUUUGUUUACAUGAUAACCGCAUGGCUGAUGCCAUUAUAUUGGCCAUAGCAGGUGGACAAGAACUCUUGGCUCGAACCCAGAAAAAGUACUUUGCAAAAUCCCAAAGCAAAAUUACCAGGCUAAUUACUGCAGUAGUGAUGAAGAACUGGAAAGAGAUUGUCGAGUCUUGUGAUCUUAAAAAUUGGAGAGAGGCUUUAGCUGCAGUAUUGACUUAUGCUAAACCAGAUGAAUUUUCUGCCCUUUGUGAUCUUUUGGGAACCAGGCUUGAAAGUGAAGGUGAUAGCCUCCUGCAGACUCAGGCAUGUCUCUGCUAUAUUUGUGCAGGGAAUGUAGAGAAACUAGUUGCAUGUUGGACUAAAGCUCAGGAUGGAAGCAGUCCUUUGUCCCUUCAGGAUCUGAUUGAGAAAGUUGUCAUCCUGCGAAAAGCUGUACAACUCACCCAAGCCAUGGACACUAAUACUGUAGGAGUUCUUUUGGCUGAGAAGAUGAGUCAGUAUGCCAAUUUGUUGGCAGCCCAGGGCAGUAUUGCUGCAGCCCUGGCUUUUCUUCCUGAUAACACCAACCAGCCAAAUAUUGUGCAGCUUCGUGACAGACUUUGUAGAGCACAAGGAAAUCCAGCACCAGGACAACAGGAGUCACCUAAAAUUCCUUAUGAGAGGCAGCAGUUGCCCAAGGGCAGGCCUGGACCAGUUGCUGGCCACACACAGAUGCCAAGAGUUCCAGCUCAACAAUAUUAUCCCCAUGGAGAAAAUCCUCCACCUCCAGGCUUCAUAAUGCAUGGGAAUGUUAAUCCAAAUGUUGCCACAGCUCAGCUUCCCGCAUCUUCCGGUCAUAUGCACACCCAGGUACCACCUUAUCCACAGCCGCAGCCUUAUCAACCAGCCCAGCAGUAUUCCUUCGGAACAGGGGGGUCAGCAGUGUAUCGACCUCAGCAGCCUGUUGCUCCUUCUGCUUCAAACGCUUACCCUAACACCUCGUACAUAUCUUCUGCUUCUUCCUAUUCUGGGCAGUCUCAGCUGUACACAGCACAGCACCAGGCCUCUCCACCUACCUCCAGCCCCACUGCCUCUUUCCCUCCUCCCCCUUCCUCUGGAGCCUCCUUCCAGCAUGGCGGACCAGGAGCUCCACCAUCAUCUUCAGCUUAUGCGCUGCCUCCUGGAGCAACAGGUUCUCAGAAUGGUUGGAAUGAUCCUCCAGCUUUGAACAGAGUACCCAAGAAGAAGAAGAUGCCUGAGAACUUUACGCCUCCUGUUCCCAUCACAUCACCAAUCAUGAACCCCUUGGGUGACCCCCAGUCACAGAUGUUGCAGCAACAGCCUUCAGCUCCAGUACCACUAUCAAGCCAAGCUUCAUUCCCACAGCCACACCUUCCAGGUGGCCAGCCCUUCCACGGCAUACAGCAACCCCUCAGUCAACCAGGCAUGCCUCCGUCUUUUUCAAAGCCCAAUAUUGAAGGUGCCCCUGGGGCUCCUAUUGGAAAUACCAUGCAGCAUGUGCAGUCUUUGCCAACAGAAAAAAUUACCAAGAAACCUAUUCCAGAUGAACACCUCAUUCUAAAGACCACAUUUGAGGAUCUUAUUCAGCGCUGCCUCUCUUCAGCCACAGAUCCUCAAACCAAGAGGAAGCUAGAUGAUGCCAGCAAACGUUUGGAGUUUCUGUAUGAUAAACUUAGGGAACAGACACUUUCACCAACAAUCAUCAAUGGUUUACACAACAUCGCAAGGAGCAUUGAGACUCGAAACUACUCAGAAGGAUUGACCAUCCAUACCCACAUAGUUAGCACCAGCAACUUCAGUGAGACCUCUGCUUUUAUGCCAGUUCUCAAAGUUGUUCUCACCCAGGCCAAUAAGCUGGGUGUCUAAAGGAUGGCUUCACUCUCAGCCACUAUUGCCAUUUUUCCAAAGAAACAUGUUUUAAAAAAUGAUAAGAUGUUGACCAGUCCUCAUUAGCAUGUUUCCAUAGCAGCCAGUCAAGAACAUUUACAUUGUUUCUGCAGAUAUACUCACCUUAGACCUGCUCAAAGCCCUGGUGCUUUCUUUUGUUUUAAUCUUUUAUUGCCUGUGAUGAUUUUCCUAUUCUGCAAAUAAUGUAUUUCCUGGAUUACACAUAGUAUGCUUUCCUGAAGUAUUCUGAUAAAAUAUGGUUUUUGAAACCUCAGGUUUACUUUUUGGAAAAGGAGCCUUUGGUUAUGUGUAAAGCAGAGCUGAAACUAAAUUUCUUUCAUGUCCUCCCUACUUCCUCCAUGUCAAUCAGAUUAAAGUGUGUAAUCCUA